AGAAAAUUACAGCAAUUAAUUUCUGAAACUGUACAAAGUCCCAAAUCCUAUUUUUUUUGUUGAUUCAUUCAUUGAUUUGUGAAGGUGGAAGAGGAUAAUGCGAUUGUUUCAGUGCUUGAGUCAAUGGAAAUCCAAAGCCAAAGACGGAAUUCAACAAUCACUUCUUAUCGCCAAAUUCCUCUGCUUAUUACAUGUCACAAACAACUACGUUUUCUCUCCAGUAAUGGUGUACGGUCCGAGCAUGUUGCCGACCCUGAAUCUUACCGGUGACGUUUUGCUGGUUGAACAUUUGUCGCCGUUGUUGGAUAAGUUGGGACCCGGAGAUGUAAUCCUUGUUCGGUCACCUGAGAACCCUAGAAAGACUGUAACUAAACGAAUUAUUGGUAUGGAGGGUGAUACUGUCACUUUUCUAGCUGACCCUUCAAGAAGUGACCGAUAUAUUAGCUUAAAGGUUCCAAAGGGGCAUGUUUGGAUUCAGGGAGAUAACAUCUUUGCUUCGAAGGAUUCACGGCAACUGGGGCCAAUCCCUUGUGGCCUUAUCCUGGGAAAAGUGUUGUAUAGAGUGUGGCCGCCAGAGGGCUUUGGCUCGUUAUGACAACAAAAACAAUGUAUUGUAUUGAAGAUAUACAAUUGAAAUGGGAAAUGUGAUUCUUUACCAGUCCUCCUUUGAUUAUUGCCUUCUUUCUAGGAAGAACCAAUUCUGAAUAAUGAUUACUAGUAAUUCAUUUUGGUAAGGAUGCUUUAUUUCCUGUGGCUAAGUAGUUUUUGAAGUGCUGAAGAGAGUUUGUACAUAUUCUAAGGAAUCAGUUGAAACUUGAAACCAUGAAUUUGAUUUUCUGUACAUUUGUAAUGUCUAUGGUUUAAAAUAUCUUUGAUUUAA
Solanum tuberosum (potato) is the source of this 880-nucleotide messenger RNA. RefSeq names its product mitochondrial inner membrane protease subunit 1. Gene Ontology annotation, cellular component: mitochondrial inner membrane peptidase complex; membrane. Gene Ontology annotation, molecular function: serine-type endopeptidase activity. NCBI's taxonomy places the organism in Eukaryota, Viridiplantae, Streptophyta, Magnoliopsida, Solanales, Solanaceae. The record is from RefSeq and is a predicted model, not a curated record. Bases 98 to 595 code for a protein of 165 amino acids. The transcript is spliced from 4 exons.